Messenger RNA from Mugil cephalus (flathead mullet), 2464 nucleotides. RefSeq names its product nuclear factor, interleukin 3 regulated, member 4 (gene nfil3-4). NCBI's taxonomy places the organism in Eukaryota, Metazoa, Chordata, Actinopteri, Mugiliformes, Mugilidae. Gene Ontology annotation, cellular component: nucleus. Gene Ontology annotation, biological process: circadian rhythm; regulation of DNA-templated transcription. Bases 830 to 1588 code for a protein of 252 amino acids. Gene Ontology annotation, molecular function: DNA-binding transcription factor activity; DNA binding. The transcript is spliced from 3 exons. The record is from RefSeq and is a predicted model, not a curated record.
AUGGGUGCUGAAGUAAACUUUCCAGUCACGACAAAAGCAUGUGUUAUAAUUCCAGUCUCAAUACCAUGCUGUCCUUGCCUUAUAAGUGGUGCUAAAGUAAGUGGAGCGUGUUGCGAAAAGCAGAUAAGUAAGAAACGCAAAGCCUCCGCCUCAGUAACAACACCAAUAAGUGAGAAACAACUUCUGUAUUUCAGUGAAUCUCAGGUGCCGAAGAUUUAUUUAAAACUCGCACAUCGCUUCAGUUUAGUCCUCUCGGAACUUAGGUCCCAUCUUCCCAGAGCUUUUGUUUCUUUGUUUCUAACGCUGCACCUAUUACUACCAUGACUACUAAUGAAGCUUAGAUUUUUCUGAAGAAGCCUGAAAUGUCAAAUGUAGAUUACAGACGCACCUAAACGCUUAACUCCAAACAAAAGCUACAGCACAACAAAACAAAGCAAAACAUAGCACAGAAUUAAUAUCCCAUGGUAUCAUCUAUCUGUAGAGGCAUAUUCUCUGCAGUUUUAGCAAGAAUACACAAAACAUUUUAGUUUGACACCGCUGACAGCAGCUAGAGGGGAGACCCCUAUGUGGGCAUGCCACUAACACCACAACCUGAUCAAGGGGGGCAGUCAGACACUAUUCAUGCGUCAAGAGAGGUGGACAGACACAGUCAAAGACAGGAAAACAACACGUGUGAGAGAAAGCAAAGAAAGAGAGAGGACAGUUCACUGGUCGAAGCUGCACAUUUCCACUGCGAGUUACAACUGACAGUUCGCUUGCAGCUCGGUGGCGGCGGACUCUGCGCACGAGAGAGUUGAAGGUUUCUGUUGGUACGCGCUUUUCAGUUACCAUGGAAUCGCUAUCACUACCUUUCCAAGGAGGCCAAGGCAGCCAUGCUUUACAACUCGAAACUGAUCUGGGACGUAAGGGCCCUCGUCGCAAAAGGGAGUUCAUACCUGAUGAGAAGAAGGACGCCCUCUACUGGGAGAAGCGCCGCAAGAACAAUGAAGCAGCCAAGCGGUCACGGGAGAAGAGAAGGAUGAAUGAUUAUGUGGUGGAGUCUCAUCUCAUGGCUCUGAAAGAAGAAAACGCCAGGCUUAGUGCAGAAUUAAUGGCCAUCAAGCUCCACUAUGGCCUGGUGCAUCCCGGAGCCUACACUGGUCACCAAAGCAACCAACUUCAACGCCAUUUCCAAAGUAGCACUCAGCCCAUCACUACCCCCAGCCCCCACCACCAAUCUUUGCAGAGGAACUACUACUGGGGUGGUAGAGACUCUUCUAUCAUGCCCAGUCACCAACCCUCCCACCCGUUUUUAAUCCCUGCGUAUGCCCUCCAUUCCAUGAGAAGCUACUCAUACAUGAACACGUCUGGUAGCACCAGCUCUGGUGUCCUCACGCCCCUUGUCCUUCCUCGAAAUCUCCUGCAAAACCACUCUCCUCGUCCCGGAGCUCCCCCGCUGAAGCCCAAUCCUACGAAGAGCACCUCAGAUGAAGAGGAGGAGCAGCAGGUCCCCGGCCUCUUGUCCUUGUCCUGUUCUGCUCCGCCUCAUAGAAACACCACCAGAGUAGGCAGGAUCCACUCUCCACAAAGACAAUACAUGUCUGACUGACUGACUGGCAAAUUUGUGCACGAGAUUGUAUGUACUGCACAGUUAUUAGAUCAGCUGUUCAACAAACUAAUUCUUCAUUUUCCUUUCUAUACAUAUCCAACAUAUCCCUACUGAGAAUGUAACUUUAAAAGCUGUGUUUCUGUAAAUCGGUGGUAGACGUCCCAUAUUGCUUACCGUCGAAACUUUUACCCCCCCUACGAUUUAUGUUUGAUUAUCACUCACACUACUGCUCUGAAUAUACAUUGCCUCCAAUCCGCUCCUAAAUAAAAAAAAAAACAAAAAAACAACAAUUUUGAAUUGCAUCCAUCACUGCUGUUCAAUUUCAGAGCAGGCCGGUCAGCAUCACAAAAACUGAACUCUAAAGCUACUUCAGUAUGUGUGUUAUUGAGCAUUUCAAACAUUGGGUUGAUAGUCAGAUGCAAGUCGAGGGAAAAAAUUCAUUAACAUCAGCACGCCAUUCUCCUCUCAGAGGUCUACAAAAUAUCCAAAGCUGUCCAAGAAAGUAAAACCAUUUUUUCCUAUGUUUGAUGUAUAAAUAAUCGUGAAGUAAACUUGAAGUGUGAUCAGUUUACAAUGUCAGUUUGUAUUAAUUGGUGCUGCUGUGAAUGUGUCAAUCAGCAACAGUAGUCCUGAUUAGAUUAACAUUGAAACAAGUAUUUCUCUCAUUGAGACUUGGAAAAACAAACUGUCGGCUACAGCGUUCCUACAAACGGAAACAGUGAAGCAUGAUGAUGAUGUAUUACUUUGGUUUUGCAGUGUGGGCAGAAAUAGUCAUCUUCCCCUAUAUCGUGGACACAGUGUGUCUGAGCCUUCCAAUAUUAGAAGUUGUGUUAACUAUAUUUGACAUACAAAAUGAUUAAAAUUCUUGAAGAAUGA